AUGCUCAAAACCAGUAUCAGAACACUUAAAAGGAUGACUAAUUCGAAAUUAAUAGAACUCCCAAAGUCAUCUUCCUUUACUCAACGGAUAAAGCCAGAUAAAAGAGUCCCAUCUGUGGAGGUUGCUUUGGAAAACGACGGCAACAUUACUAAUACCCCAAGAAAUAUAAAUCACGGUGGAUUCACAUGGGUGUUGCCUACUCCAAGAGAUGACUACGAGUUUAUUAUUGCCAACCCAUCAGCAAUGAAAGACUUAGGAUUGAGUUUAGAUGAAAUGGAAGAUCCAGUUUUUCAACUGAUAGUGAGUGGAGAAUUCUAUCAAGACAAGGUCACUUUUGCCAAAGAAAACUUCCCCAUGCCUUAUGCACAAGCUUAUGCAGGUUGGCAGUUUGGGCAAUUUGCUGGUCAGCUAGGUGACGGAAGGGUGGCCAAUUUGUUCGAAGUUCCUAAAGCUGUACCAGAUGGUGAGAACCGUGACAAGUAUGAAAUCCAGUUAAAGGGUGCUGGGAAAACUCCAUUCUCUAGAUUUGCAGAUGGCAAAGCAGUUUUGCGUUCAUCUAUUAGAGAAUACAUUAUAUCAGAACAUUUACAUGCAAUUGGAAUACCAACUACAAGAGCACUCUCAUUGACGUAUUUGCCCAGCACUUUGGCUCAACGACAUGGAGCAGAAAGGUGUGCUAUUGUUGCGCGGUUUGCUGAAAGUUGGAUAAGAAUGGGUACUUUUGACCUAUACAGAUGGAGAGGUGAUCGUGAAGGAAUACGAGACUUGUCGGAUUAUGUAAUCGAUGAAUUGUUUACAAUUAAUGGCGUAAAGUUUCAGAAUUUUGAAAGAAUUGUUAGCACCGGCCCUGAUUUUUUUAAAUCAACAGAUAAGUCGUUAGGAGAAUUGACUGAUUAUGAUAAAAUGUAUUACGAAACAGUAGUAAGAAAUGCAGAGACCACAGCAAUUUGUCAGAGUUAUGGGUUUUUGAAUGGAGUUCUAAAUACUGAUAAUACAUCCAUCUUAGGAUUAACUAUAGAUUUUGGACCAUUUUCCAUAAUGGAUAAAUAUAAUCCAAACUAUACACCAAACUCGGAAGAUCAUGAGGGUAGAUAUGGAUAUAGAAAUGUUCCUACAGCAAUUUGGUGGAAUUUGACUAGAUUGGGAGAGGAUUUGGCAGAGUUGGUGGGUGCUGGUAAUGAUUUGUUAAAAGAUCCACUGUUCAAACAGGGAAUCAAAGAGGAGUGGGAGGAUUCAAUAAUUAAGCGUGCUACGAAAAUUAUUGAAAUUGGUGGUGAGAUAUAUCAGCAUGCGUUUACCAAAAAGUACGUGGAGACAUUUUUCAAUCGGUUGGGUAUAUCACACCAAUUGAUAGAUGCACAAAAUCCAGAGAUACAACGUACUGAUGUUAUUGUUCCGAUGUUGGAUGUUUUGUUCAAGAUACAGACUGAUUUUAAUUUGUUUUUCUUGAAAUUGCAGAGUUUAGAUCUUGAAUCCGGUGAUUAUGCUUCGAUUGCCGAGAAAGAAUUUUUACCAGACUAUGAUUUCAACACAUACAGACAACACAAGGAUGAUUUGAUAAAGCAAAUUAGUGAAUGGUUGAUACUGUACCAUGAAUUGCGGAACAAAACCAAACAAUAUGAAUCCACACCUGAUCCAGCAAAAUACAACCCAAAGUUUUUACCUAGAAAUUGGAUUUUGGAUCAAGUCAUUCAGCAAGCAGAAAGCUCGCGUGGAGCUGAGACAACAUAUCUUGAAAAGUUGCAGAAGAUGAGCUCUAAUCCCUAUGAUGAAACCAAGUGGGGGGAUGAAUUGAAGGAAUUGGAACAAUCUUGGUUACUUCAAGGAAACAAAGGGGAUCAAUACGCUAUGUUACAAUGUGGCUGUUCAAGUUAA
This is a messenger RNA of Candida dubliniensis CD36, 1875 nucleotides long. RefSeq lists its product as uncharacterized. Lineage: Eukaryota; Fungi; Ascomycota; Pichiomycetes; Serinales; Debaryomycetaceae. The record is from RefSeq and is a predicted model, not a curated record. The coding region runs from base 1 to 1875 and encodes 624 amino acids. The transcript has a single exon.